This is a messenger RNA of Suillus subalutaceus, 1540 nucleotides long. RefSeq lists its product as uncharacterized. Bases 180 to 1421 code for a protein of 413 amino acids. Lineage: Eukaryota; Fungi; Basidiomycota; Agaricomycetes; Boletales; Suillaceae. The record is from RefSeq and is a predicted model, not a curated record. The transcript has 3 exons.
GCUGGUCACACUAGCACCAAACACCUACCGACGAUUCAAGGCUGUUUGAGUGGAGUGUACAACGAGCUCGGACGAUAACUGCUGACGAUAUACUCUAGAUCUAUACCUUUUGAGGACAGGUCUAUAAAAGCCCUAGCCUCUGACCACUACUUUGAGUUUGAGUUUCAGGCAGAUUGCCGAUGCCGACCGCUAUGACGACAAUGGCGACUGUCUCGACGUCGGACAUGCUACCUCAUAAAACGUCUGGCAAAGGUUCGUCGACGACGGAGGCAACGUUACAAUCACUGUACAACCGUGCAGCGAGAGCAUUCCUUCACCGAGACAUCACAAUCACAUUCACCUUGUUAACCGCUGCAUUCGCACUGCUCCCACCUCCCCUUGCGCCCUCACCUGAUCCCCUAGAUGUACACCGGAGAAAGUGGGAUAUCCUUCGCAUCACCCUCGAGACCACCGUCUUCUCUUCUACUCCAGACAUCGCUGAUUUACCCCAACCACUCCGAGAAUUCCUACUCUUGUCUCCCCAAUCAUUUAUUUCCACUUUGUGUGCUCGAUCUCUCACUCUAUUUACUCCUUCAUCUCUGCAUCGAAAACCUAGCUCCGCGUUCCUUCCACACCAAGUCCUCAUCACACUCGUCGCAUCCAGUAUCAAGAUAGAUUGUCCAAGUGUUGGUCGUGAGAUGACAGAGGACUGGUUAUCAAAACGCGGUCAAUAUGACUUUGUACCUUCCACAGGUGAACCAUACCACAAAGUCCUGGAACUCUACUGCUUGCAUGUCUUGCCUCGUUUGGGCGAGUGGGAGUACGUCAAAGAAUUCCUGUCCUACGAAAAUGAGCUCUCGCCUGACAAAAAACGCGAACUUUAUUUGGCCCUCGAGGCUCAACAUGCUCACGCGCUAAAGAGUACAAGGCGGGAGACGCCAAAACCUGAGACUCCUCCCUCUCCUACACCAAUACCUCCACUCCGCUCUUUAUCUCCAGCCUCUUCCUCUUCCUCUCUAUCCACCACAAUCCACCCGCACCGCUCAGUUUCAGACUCUACCGUAACCAGAUCCCCUCGCCACCGCUACAAUCAAAACAUGCCCCGAGGAAGUUCAAGUGCCAGUGGCGUUCGCAUCCCCCGCAUUCCGCCAGUCGACCACAGUCUCGCGAGUGUACAACCUCCAACCUCCCUAGCACUCGUCCGAUCUUAUUUCAACCACUAUUUCACCGCAAGCAGAAUAGCCACUCUAUCAAUUUUUUUCUUCCUAAUUCCCCUUAUGUCUUUGAUCUUCCGGAGGCGGCGGCGCUUGGAGACACCUGCGGACUUAGUACGGAGGAGGUUAUUGGAAGCCCGUGGUGAUUCGAUUGUGAGACGGUUAUGGAAUGAGUUGGUGAGAGCGGUUUUGGAUACUGUUAGGAUGGGUGGCGGGGGACUUGUAUAACUUACGGACGCGUCUGCUUAGUAUCAGUCUUCCUAGCCAGAUCAAGUGGAAGGAUAUUGGUGUCAGGUCAUAGGCCUCAUUGAGCUGUCUAUAGCCGUAUAACAUUGGGAGAGGACUGG